GCCUCGCAGACACACAAACAGAUAACAGAGAGAGAGAGAGAGAGAGAGAGAGAGAGAGAGAGAGAGAGAUCUGAACCGUUGAAGGAGAGAGAUGGCUGAUUGGGGCGCAGUGGUAGUGGCUGUGAUUCUCUUCGUGCUAUUAUCGCCGGGGCUUCUAUUUCAGCUGCCCGCCAAGGGUAAAAUGGUGGAGUUUGGUAACUUACAGACCAGCGGCAUAUCGAUUUUGGUACACGCCCUCAUCUUCUUCGGCCUCAUCUCUAUCUUCGUCAUUGCCAUUGGUGUCCACAUCAACACCGGUUAGAUGGACGGUUGGAUUUUUUUUUUUUUUUCAGAUUUGCUCAGCCCACACGCUUGUAUAAGGCACACACCACCUACACACGCAAGCAUAGUAGGAACACAUGUGCAAGAUCUAGGCCGCCCAGUCAUGUGAUUCCCCCACAAUGUAAAUGCUCUGUCCUGAAAUUCGGGCCACUCGAUUUCAUCCUUUGCCGUCCACUUGUUUCGAACACUAUGGAUCAUCCAUACAGUGAGGCCUACCUAAUGGACGGGUUAGAUCUUGUACACGUGUGCUUGUGUUGGCGUGUAGAUGGGUUGCUUGUAAACGCGCGUGUGGGCUUAGCAAACCUCUAGAAUUUUAUUUGUGUGUGUGUGUGUUUUGUAUUAGCUAGGGUUUGGCACUCGCUCAUGUGCACUGUCCUCAUAUGUUGACACGAGUCACACGUGUGUAAGAUGGACGGCUAAUCGAGCAAUCCUUGUAUCUAAAAUCAGGUAACUAUGGUCAUCAGGCGGGCCAGAAAUGUAUGUAGAAUUUGAAAAUUAAUCUUAACCGUUAAUUUGUUUUAAUA
Magnolia sinica is the source of this 845-nucleotide messenger RNA. RefSeq lists its product as uncharacterized. Lineage: Eukaryota; Viridiplantae; Streptophyta; Magnoliopsida; Magnoliales; Magnoliaceae. The transcript has a single exon. Bases 92 to 301 code for a protein of 69 amino acids. The record is from RefSeq and is a predicted model, not a curated record.